AUGCGUCUCCUCAACACUCGGACUCUACAGCUGGAGGAAUUUGGUGGCGACAGUGACAGCACUAUCCCACCCUACUCCAUCCUCUCGCAUCGAUGGGGGCGCGAGGAGGUAGACUUCCUGGGCAUGCGAUCCGAGCGGCGCCAUCAACUCCAAGGCUUCGGAAAGCUAUCCAGGUAUUGCGCCCUUUCGCUUGAGGAGGGGUAUGGGUACGGGUGGAUGGAUACCUGUUGCAUCGACAAAUCGUCCAGCGCCGAGUUGUCCGAGGCCAUCAACUCCAUGUUCCAGUGGUAUCAGGACGCGUCUAUUUGUUACGCGUACCUUGGCGACGUGACGACGCCUCGGGGCAGCAACCCAACUUUCUCCAAUUCCUUUCGGGACAGUCAGUGGUUCAAGCGUGGCUGGACACUCCAGGAGCUCAUCGCACCGGACUCGGUUGUCUUCCUAAACUCAGAAUGGGACGAAAUCGGAACUAGGACGACACUCGGUCCCCUCCUACACGACAUCACAGGGAUUCACGAUGAGCUCUUCAAGCCGUCCAUUCGGCGAGGCCGCGGCCUGUCGGCGCUUUUGAGGCGGUACUCGAUCGCCCAGAAACUGUCCUGGGCAUCUCGGCGGACGACUACCCGCAUCGAGGACGAGGCCUACUGUCUCAUGGGCCUUCUCGACGUCAACAUGCCCUUGCUGUACGGCGAGGGAAAAAAGGCUUUCCUGCGGCUUCAACAACUCGUCAUGGACCAGUCGGAUGACGCAAGCAUUUUUGUCUGGCAUGGCCCGACGACCACCAAGACGGCCGAUGCGCAGUUGGGGAAGCGUCUCGUGACGGGUCUUUUGGCCGAUUCGCCACUCUGUUUUGUUGACGCCCAAGAUGUACAAAGCAUUCGUACUUCUAGGCUCCCUGCCGAAGGGUCAACUUCCUUGCACUGCUAUGAAGUGUCGAAAACCGCUGUCAUCAUGCGAGUGCCGAUCCUGGAAGGGAACCAAGUUGCCUCGACCCCUGGCAAUGGUAGCAACGACAAGAAACCUGAAUUGCCGCCGCCGCCAAACGAUAGGGUUUUGUUUGUCGUGCUCGACUGCAGGGACGCCAACACCGGUCAAAGGAUCGUCUUGCCUCUUUUGGAUUUAGCUCUUGGCGGAUCCCGGGUCAUGUAUAGAUACCACGUCGGCAAGACACUUUACCACAGCGGAGAGGCCUCCAGCUUACCGGCGCGCACAAGCCUAGCCGCACACCUGAGAGCCAACUCACGGUUCCUCGAGCACAGGCGCGGAACCAUUAGAGAUCUCGUACCUAGACCGCUAAAUCUGGUGACUAUCCGGAUACAGCUACCCCCGGGUGGCUAUCAUGUCUUGCGGCUUGGCGGCAAGCGGUGGACCUGGACCAAAAAUGACACAAUCGCAGGCAGCUCUGCGGCGUCGGUUGAGCUGUGGGAAGCCGGCUUCGGGAUGAAGGACCCCAUGCCUGGCUGGAUCGUCUUCGGGUGCCGCGGAGCUGCCUUGUCGGACCAGCCCCGCCACCCCUUCGCGUUUGCGUGCUACCCCCAACCGGGCGGCCACAUGCGCUUCACUCUCCGCACGCUCGAGCGUCAGAGCGAUGAGCUUGAUGACGCGGCCGCGGGGUGGGACAUGUGCCACAGUGUAGAAAACAGCGAGAAACGACUCGGGCUGCCGGGCGGGCGGGUGGCGGUCGUCAAGGCGAGGGUAGGCGCGGCCACGAGCGGAUUCCUCAUCUCUGUCUGGUCCUGA
Molecule: messenger RNA, 1740 nt
Organism: Gaeumannomyces tritici R3-111a-1
Lineage: Eukaryota; Fungi; Ascomycota; Sordariomycetes; Magnaporthales; Magnaporthaceae
Exons: 1
Coding region: 1-1740 (579 amino acids)
Source: RefSeq, a predicted model, not a curated record